This is a messenger RNA of Glycine soja, 725 nucleotides long. RefSeq names its product E3 ubiquitin-protein ligase RHA1B-like. Gene Ontology annotation, molecular function: ubiquitin protein ligase activity. NCBI's taxonomy places the organism in Eukaryota, Viridiplantae, Streptophyta, Magnoliopsida, Fabales, Fabaceae. The record is from RefSeq and is a predicted model, not a curated record. The transcript has a single exon. Gene Ontology annotation, biological process: protein ubiquitination. The coding region runs from base 91 to 603 and encodes 170 amino acids.
UGUGACUAUAUAUUCCACGCUCGCUGUCCAAAAUCGAAGCUUCUCUCUCUCUGACCCCAAAACAAAACCGUGUCUCCUAUUUAUUUUCCGAUGGGUUUUCCGGUGGGUUACGCGGAGGUGUUCUUCCCGAACCCGUUCCUGCACACGCUGGCCCUCCUCGGCCUCCUCCGAAACCUCGUAUUCUUCCUCCUCCACCUCCUCGGAUUCUCCGACUUCCUCGAAACCGAGGUCGCCUGGCCGGACCACCCCCACCCCUCCGACGAGGCUGCGGCGGCGCGGCCCCCAUCCGCGUCGGCGCUCCUGAUCCGCGACCUCCUUCCCGUCGCCAAGUUCGGAGACUCCGACGUUGGCGCCCAACAAAACGGCUUGUGCGCAGUGUGCCUGUUCGAGUUCUCCGAGGAGGAGGAGGUUCGGUGCCUGCGCAACUGCAAGCACAUUUUCCACCGCACAUGCGUGGACCGUUGGAUCGACCACGAUCAGAAAACGUGCCCUCUCUGUAGGACCCCCUUUGUGCCUGAUGAUAUGCUUGAUGAUUAUAAUCAACGACUCUGGGCUGCUUCUGGGGUUAACGAGUUUUACGCCGAUUACACUUCUUCCUUCUGAACUCUGAAUUUCUGAAUUUCAAUCAUGAAAGUGAAUUGUAUAUAACAAAAACGAAAAUAAAAGGAAAAAAAAAUGAAAAUUUUGAACCAUUGCGUAUUAAUGGAUACACUUUUUAGUUACUA